AUGAGCAGCAACACAGAAUCAAACCCACAUGAUGGCAACAAGGAACUGCGCACGAUCUUACAACCGGCCCCAACCACACCAGCACCGGCCACCAUAUCAGACGGUUCCACAACAGAAUUACGCAUCGAUCCUUCAACAAAAGCUUAUAUUGAUGAGGCAAUUCGGGCAUCCACCACAACGAUCAUCGGAUCCAUCAGGCAAUAUAUCGAUGCCCAGAAUGACAAACAGAAAUUGUGGAACGAACAACUCCAAGCAAACAUUAAUAACAUAAUA
Molecule: messenger RNA, 273 nt
Organism: Ambispora leptoticha
Lineage: Eukaryota; Fungi; Glomeromycota; Glomeromycetes; Archaeosporales; Ambisporaceae
Source: the annotation of a GenBank genome assembly